Molecule: messenger RNA, 2741 nt
Organism: Pocillopora meandrina
Lineage: Eukaryota; Metazoa; Cnidaria; Anthozoa; Scleractinia; Pocilloporidae
Source: the annotation of a GenBank genome assembly
CUUUGCAGAGAUAUAGAAAAAAAUCCAGGCCCUCUCUCUGUUGUUCCCUCUCAAACACUUCAUGCACCAUAUUGUCAAGGUAAUGUUGCAGUGUUUGGUCAAAAUGCUGGACAGCAAUGUGCAGCCAUGUCUUUAUGUAGUCUAAUAUACAAUGACAAGAAGUCAAUUACUUCUGCAGAAGACUUGGUUGAAAUUAUGAACAUUGGUAACAAACUGUAUUCUAGUCUAUCGACCAUAUCCAGAAACUCUUUCUUGAUGUUAACAGAGUUACCUUCAAUGAUUAUGGUGUUUGACACUAAUUAUCACCUCCAAUAUAGUGAAAGUUAUACUUGUAGGUUACAUGCGAACAGCAAUUAUUCAAUUGAAGGCUUUCCUUACUGCAUGCCUCUGGUUAGUGCUUUGCAAAUUUUAAUAUCAGAAACCUAUAACUCAUUCCUUUUGACAAUACAGAUUAAUACUGCAGCAAUUUAUCGUACUUUACAUGGUGCAUAUAAGGUAUUUGAUUCCCAUGCUAGAGAUUCAUUUGGUUUGGCCCAUCCUCAAGGAACUUGUGUUUUGUUGCAUUUCCAGGAAAUGAAUAAAUUAGUGGAAUAUUUUCAGAGUUUAUAUACUAAUGAUGCCAUAUUUGAGCUGAAAGGUUUAAACAUUUCUGUAUCAGAAAUUGGAGUUCAUGAUCAUAACAAGCCAUUUUCAUCAGAAGAUCAAAAUGUAACUUGUCAGACAGCUGCUGUUAAUGAAGAUAUCACUAUGGAAAUUGAUGCAAAUAUUAGUCUUUUAAAAAAGAGUUGUGCCAUAUGCUUUUAUUGUGUUUGUUUUUCAAUUAUUAAACCAUGUAGUUAUUGGAAGUCAUUUACAUUAGAAGCUGUUGUUGAACAUGGAAAUAUAUUUUAUAAAGAAAACCUUGACACCAGUAACCAGUUCACAAUUGAUGGGUUACCACUUAGGCUUAAGAUCUAUGAUGCUGAUGUAGAUGUGAAAUACAGUUCAAAACAUCAAGGAAUCUUUUCAUGUAGUUCUUUGUCCAGCAAACUAGUACUUCAGAGGUUAAUUUUAGACAACAAAAAUGUGAAUAUUGGAUUUCUUCUAUGGCUCUCUGGUUACUGUCUAAGUUGUGUAAUUUGUCAUACUGGCCGUGUUGCUGCUAAAACAAAGACAAAAUAUUUUGUAAUGGAAUUCCAUGAAAAUCAAGGACUUCAGGUACUUGAACAUAAUCAUGUAGAUUCCCUUAUUGAAACUUUGUGUAAAAUUGUAACAAAAAAAUUCAACUGUCAAGAAAUAGAAUACUGUAUUCAAUUUCUAUUGUGUACGUCGCAAAUUACCAACACUGAAAGGCAAAGGAUCAUGAAAAAGCAUAGGACAACUUCACAGAAAAAGUUUACUGCAAACAAAUGCAAAAAGAACUAUGGUCAAAUGGAACCUCCUAAGAAAAAAGCCCACUUAGAACAAAAAGCUGCAUAUUACAAAAAUGUGUUCUGUAAAAAGAGGAAAGGAACCAAAAUAAACAAACCUUGCAAUAAAAGAGCCAAACAAGUUCCAAAACAUCAGAAUAAAACCUCUCACAAUGACUUGAAUCAUUUUUUUUCAAUCUUUCAUAAAAAGAUUAUGGAAGGUCCAUUCUACACAUGUACUGUAUGCAAUAGACUACUUUAUAGAAAAUCAGUUACUCAAGUAAAGGAAGCCAAAUAUAGCACUCGCUUUCUUUUAACAAAUAAGAAGUCAUUUGAUAAAAAGGAAUACAUUUGCAAAACAUGUGACUUGAAGGUUUCAAGUUGCUUGUUGAUGAAAUCCCUGCAGAACUUGAGUCUCUAGAAAAGCUUGAACAGAUCCUUAUAGCACAGCGCAUUGUAUUCGAGAAAAUAGUAGUAAUGCCAAAAGGCCAACAACGAAAAAUUAAAGGAGCUAUCUGUAAUGUGCCUGUUAAUUGUGAACAGACAUCCAAUAUUUUACCACGUCCUCCAGAAAGUUCAGGCAUAAUUAUGUUGAAACUUAAAAGGAAACUCCAGUUCAGAGGUCAUGUCUACUUUCAAGCAGUGCGACCCGAGUUUAUUGUCAAUGCCCUUAUGUGGCUUAGGAUGAAUAAUCCAUUGUACAGCAAUAUAGUAACAUGCAUUGAAAAUAUUGACCCAAGUCUAACAAAAUUUCAAGACUGUGAAAUACAUGUAAAUGCAGGUAUAUGUACUGACAAUGAAAUAUGCUCUUCAAAUCAUAACUCUUGUGAACAAGACACAAUACAAUCUGGUGAUGACAAUGAAGAAGAAAAAGACGACCCUUUGAAUGAAUUUAGAGCACCAAUUAAUCAAACAUGCCUACAGUCUGUUAUACCAGAUUAUCCUGUAACUGUAGAGCUAAAUAGUAAUAAUUCAUCAGGAAAUGAAGUUUACAAUAUUGCACCUGGUGAAAAUAAACAUCCGGUGUCCUUUAUGAGUGACAAACAAUGUGAGGAGCUGGCAUUUCCAGUAUUGUUUCCUAAAGGAAGAUUUGGCUAUAAAGUUGAACGACAGGUUAAAUUGUCACCAGUAAAAUACUUUAAUGCAAGACUGUUACAUUGUAGCGGCAGAUUUGCAACAAAUCCAGAAUAUCUAUUCUUUGCACAGUUCAUAAUAGAACAGAAGAAAAUUUCAGAUAGUAUUAAUAUUGCUCUAACAAAAGUUCACGGACAGCCUACUACAGCAUCUCAUUUAAGAUCAAAUACACAAAGUUUGCAAAAUCUUAUUUGUCAAGAUCAGGCUUAUUUAUUUUUA